CCCUCACACCAAACGCCCACGUAGCAACAUUGAGCUUCUGCUGUCGAUACUCUGCCCAACAAUCUCGAUUGUGCGAUCACGGCCUAGAAGAUUCUGGGACAUCAGACUUCGGUGAACAAAGCAACCACAAUGAAUCAAAUGCCCGGUCAAGGCCAGCCCGGCCAAGGGCCGGCGCAGCCAAAUACUCAACCUCCCGGUGUCGCUCCCAGACAACCGCAACUCUUGCGGCCCGAGCACAUGCGAAAUAUCGCCUUCUUAACUCCUGAGGAAAAAACUAGCUACGAAAAAGGAUUGGCCACAUUCUGGAAGACUUUCGAGGAAUCACCCGAAGGAUCGUCAGAGAAGCUCGGGGCUAGGCGUAGCAUCGAACAGUUUAGCAAGAUGCUGCAAGACAAAUUGAAUCAGAAGAAGCAGGAACAGCAGCGCUACCUGCAGCAAAUGCAGCAGUUGCGACAGCAACAACAGCAGCAGCAGAAUCAACAGGCACAGCCCCAAGGACAACCCCAGGGACAACCUCAGGGACAACCUCAAGGACAACCUCAAGGACAGACGCAACAGCAACCACCACAACAACAGCAACAACAGCCUGGCCAACAACAACAGCCCGUCCAAGUACAGCAACAGCAGCUCCAACAGCAACAACCACUCCAUCACCAAAUCCAGGCCAAACAACCAGUCCAGCAGCUACAACCGCAACAACCGCCACAAAUGCAGCAGCAACAGGGCCAGCAGCAACUACCACAACAAGGUGGACAGACUCCCCAGCUCGGCAAUGUUCAGCAAUCGCCGACACCGUCGCAGAUCGCCUCUGGCAUUCCCCAGAACACCGCAGGCGUUGUCCGUCCAGGACAGCCUGCUACAGCAGCGGGACAGCCAAACAAGCCUGCCAUUCCCCAGGUUGUCCUUAACCACGUCAAUGCACUGCAGUUCAAUAUACCUCCAAACAUACCCGCCCAGGAACACAAGAAAUGGGAAUCUGAGACCAGGACCAAGUACACGAGGGCGUUCCUGACCCUCAACAGCAGCAACACGACGCUGGUAAACCUUCUGAACCUUAUGGAGGAACGGAGGAACAACCAGAAGCCUUUUACUCCUGAGGAGCAACAAAAUUUGAUGAACCGCAAAGCGAUAGCGGAGAAGUCGUUCAAUGACGCCAAGAACUAUUGCAACGGACUUCGUCAGACAAUAGUGAAGCCUCCUCAUAACACCCCGCUGACGGUUUCAAUGCCGGGGUCUGGGAACAAGGCCGUCCCGAUUGCGGCGAACACCACCCCGAUGCAGAACCAAGUACGGCCGCAACAACAAGGCCAACAACCUCAAGCGGCCCCUCAGCAAGGACAAACACAGGUUCAAGGUCAAGGGCAAGCCUUGGGUGCUGGAAUGGCACCAUCCACAGCCGCCAUGAACGCCGCCAUCCAAGCGGCCAAAAACGCUGGACAGAUGGCUGGGGUGGGCGGGAUGCCCUCGCAACAAGGAGCGCAACAAUCUCCUGCGCCCUCUCACUCACCUCAAAUCGCCGCCAAUCAGUUGCAACAGCAUCAACAGAUGCAACAUCAACAACAGCAACCACCACAGCCGCAGCAACAACAACACCAACAAUCGCAAACUCCCAUUCAACCACAGGGACAACCUCAAGGGCAGCCACAAGCGCAGCCACAUUUGGCACCCGCCACCCAAACUCCGACCACCCAGGCUGCUAUCCCGCAACAACAACAACAGCAGCAGACCACCCAGAACCAUAUUAAAACCGAGCCUGGCUCACAGCCCACUCCUAUGCCUGCUCCCAUCAACACGGCAAUUCCUUCUGGCAUGGUUGGUGUACAAGCAACUGGAACCCCUACCCAAAUCUCACAACGUCAUCAGACUCCGCAGCGAACGCCCAACCAGCCGCUCUCGCACGCGGCGGCUAUGAACCUUGCCGGACAGCAACGUGCCGGUUCUAUCCCCGCUACCAACGUACCUGCGCCGGGCGGCACACCUGCCACUGUUCCAGGCAGCGUGGCGGGCGCAACUCAAGGACAUCCCCACGCUCACCCCAACGCUAUGCCCCAAACCAUCCAGGCGUCCAAGUUCCCCAUCGCCAAGACCCUCCCGGAAAAGGCGACGCAGAUUCCCACGCCCGUCGCAGGCCCGCCUGGUCGUCCGACCCUUACCGGUGGCACAGCCGGCGUCGGCGUCAUGAACCAGCCUGUCCUGCAGAAGACCCCGGCUUAUCAGCUGGAGGGCGAGGGUGAGAGGGUUCUGAACAAGAAGAAGCUGGACGAGCUGGUUCGGCAGGUGUGUGGUGGUACGGCUGAGGGCCAAGAUGGAAAUCUCUUGACACCUGAGGUUGAGGAGUCCGUCCUUGGUCUCGCCGAUUCCUUUACGGAGAGUGUCCUUCACGCAGCGUCCCGUAACGCAAAGGAGAGAGGAUCCAAGGUUCUUGAGAUCCGCGACAUCCAGCUCGUUUUGGAGCGUACCUACAACAUCCGCAUUCCUGGCUACUCUAGUGACGAGCUCAGGACGGUUCGCAAGGUGCAGCCCAAUGCUCAGUGGAUCACCAAGAUGAGCGCGGUCCAGGCCGCCAAGGUCAUGCCUGGUAAGGGAGAUCUCUAGUAGAAUGAUAAGAGGUUUCGGACUUUGGUUGUGUGCAUGGGUAUGGUAAUCUUUUGAGGGGGAAAUGGAAAAUGGUGGCGUACUGGAUGAGAUGGAGGAAUACAAACAUCCAUCUUGGGGUCCUUAUAUGCUUAUCCCUGGCAUGAGCCGCCUAUAACAUGGCUUAGGUAGAAUCAUCAAUCCAAGCUCGAAAUACAAUGGAUUGCUAGCAAGUGAAGAUUUGAUGCGUGAUAUUCUAGAUCAUGCAGGGUUCAGGAGACGUGUACAUCCUGAGCCUGUAUGAUUUUGAGGCCAUCUGGAAAUAACUAGAGCAAGAGAAAACAAUACUAGGGCCGGUGUUUGUGAACAUGAUGCUUGAAUAGGUUGCGAUAUCUCCCAAGUUCAGGUCAGUUGUGAAACUUCACGUUGGUGGUUAGUAAAAGUGGUAGUUGAGAAAGGGAUGUUGUCUACCCUUUA
This is a messenger RNA of Neurospora tetraspora, 3051 nucleotides long. RefSeq lists its product as uncharacterized. Bases 130 to 2595 code for a protein of 821 amino acids. The transcript has 2 exons. Gene Ontology annotation, molecular function: TBP-class protein binding; DNA binding; protein heterodimerization activity. Gene Ontology annotation, cellular component: SAGA complex; transcription factor TFIID complex; SLIK (SAGA-like) complex. Gene Ontology annotation, biological process: DNA-templated transcription initiation; RNA polymerase II preinitiation complex assembly. The record is from RefSeq and is a predicted model, not a curated record. Lineage: Eukaryota; Fungi; Ascomycota; Sordariomycetes; Sordariales; Sordariaceae.